AAAGGAACCAAAACAAAUCAGUUAGUUUAUACUAGCUUGUCGCAGAUAAACAAAAUUGUACAUUAUUACCAUAUUUCAACUGCAAAAUGGCCGGCUAUAGCAGCUCAACAACCUUAGUGUUAAGUGAAAUAAAUUAUUAUGAUGAACUGUUUUUACAAAUACGGUCAUCCUAAAGGUUAAACUUCAAUUACUUAAAAAUUGAACGUCCAAGUUGGGAAUCAACAGCCCAGAGGCGCCAGACACAGUUUAUUGAGCAUCGUAAUGGAUUCAAACGAGGAAUUUGUUGUUGUUAACGAAGAAAAUGAUAAUCGUCGUGAUGCUGUGGCCCGCCUCGAUGUUCUGGUUGAUUUAUUUAAGCAGACAAUACGCACUCUCAAUCAAUCGAGUAUCCUGCUGAAGGAUGAAUUACAAACUGCCAUCACUGUAACCCUGCAAAGUAGUACACCAGAUCAUUCAUCGACUGUUGAACACUUAGUAAAGCAGCUAGAUGAUAUUUCGGUAAGCCCCGAGGAAGUGCGAAAGACCUACGUGAGGCAGCUGUGUUCACGACUAGUUGCCGUCAAUGAAGAGAAGCAAGUUGUUAUGACAGAGCUAGUGGAUUUAAAUAAUCAGCUUCGUAAAGCAGAAGCAGAGACUCGCAAAUGGAAGAACAUCAUUGAGCCGAUUUUGAAGAUUGAAACAGAGAUCAAAAAGUUUGACUCAACGCUCUCUUCUAAAGAAGAAUCUGUUUUGGACGAGACUGGAUCACUUCUUAGCGACGACAGUACAGUCGAUGAUGUGUGCAACUUUCUUAAUUCUAUGCAUAACAGAAUUCAGACCUUGCACAUUGAGGCAGCUGCAAUGAAAAAAACCGGUAAAAGCACUUCGGAGACAUACACUCAAGUUUAUUUGGCGAACAAGCUACAAAAUUCCCCUGAUAAACACUGCAUGAACAAAAUGAACUCUAAUGGUAUUCAGGUGGAUAGUCACACAUUAAAGUUUGUUACUUGUUUACCAGAUGAGAUCCCGUUGCCAUCUAUGGUUUCUUCUAAUGUCCCAAACCACGAAACUCCAGCCUAUACUAACCUUACAAAAGAGGCGAUUGAUCAGGCUUCACUAAUGAGAAAUAUUGAUUUGAAGGAACUUGUUCGUGAAGAAGUCUUACGUAUCUUAAGUGAAAGGAAUCAAGAUUUUUCAACACCUAGCACAACAACUUCAGUGGCAUCACUGUCAGAUGAUAAACUCUUAGCUCCAGUAGCUAACACACCACCUACUCAACCAGAAACUUCUGUAACACAUAAUGUUCCAAGUGCACCAAGUAUUUUAAAUCUUUGGCCACAUCUUUCUUUUAAUGGUGUCUCAAGUAAACAUGUACCCCCUCCAUUGACAGCUGGUGAAGAAGUUACAGAAAUUUCCAACAUCAAUGAAUUUAAUUCAACUCCAUCUGCUCCUGACAACAGUUCAGAGCAAUUGACGGAGAAUCAAGACAAUCGUUCCAAUUAUGGGUCAUGGUUAACCGAACUGGGUCUCAAUCCUUGUGAGCAGUCGUUCAACAAACCUAUGGAGAGGCCAUCUGUUCCAAGUUAUUCAGUUGAUGAGGAACAACCGUGGUGUCCUGGAUGUCAUCAAAUGUUUGCAUCCCGAGCUGAUCUAGAAGAACACCUCAUUGAUUGUUUAUUGUGAAUUGGUUCAUCCUUUUACUUCGUAUUAUAACGGUUCUGUUUGCUGAUAAGUGCUCCAGGAUUUGUUUGUUCGUGUGCUCUUUAGUAUUUCCUUUGUCAUUCCAUGCAAUGAUAACUAUAUCGACUGGAGAUCGUAACCCAUUUACCAUUCUCAAGAUUCAAUCAGAUUAUACUUUGAUCUCUAUGUCCAAGAUGUCCACCCUUUAUCAUAACUGUUCUCACGUAAUUAUGAACUAACAAUUAUUAUAAUUAUCAUCAUCAUAAACAUUUACCAUAUAUACCAUUGUUUUCAUUUCGUUCAGUAAUUGUUAUUACUUCGUAAUAACUUUUAAAAUUUAAAUACUUAAUAAUUUAAUAUAUAGAGUAAACAUUUAUUUGAUCAUACUCGUUAUUUAUACAAUACACAUCAUUUGCUACAAAUUAUUAAUCUUUAUUGCUGUAGUAAUUAUUGUUUUAUAUAGGUAGACGUGAAAUGAAUAUGAUUCUAUCGUAACUGUGAAUAAAUAUAACUUCGAAUUUCC
This is a messenger RNA of Schistosoma intercalatum, 2182 nucleotides long. The record is from the annotation of a GenBank genome assembly. Lineage: Eukaryota; Metazoa; Platyhelminthes; Trematoda; Strigeidida; Schistosomatidae.